UUGAUUCAACACAGAACAUGAUUGCUAUUUCAGUAUUGGAUCAAUGGAAGAAAGGUUUACCUGUGGAGGAUUUCCUGGAAAAGGAACCUGUUUCCUCCAUAGAGUUUCAGACUAGUAAUGAUUUAGUAGAAGUUAUUCCAAGUUCAAAUCCUUGCUCUCAGACUGACACUGAAGAACCUUUUUUACUUAUGAAGAAUGGUGUUAAGGAAGACUCCACCCAAGACAAAUAUUUGAAGAUUUACUAUGCCACUGAAUUUAAAGAACCACAGCAAGAUUUAUGUUUGGAAGAGGAGUUAAUUUUUAUUGAUAAUCUUGAAAAUUUCCGUAAAAAACUGCCAACUUUAUCCAUACUUCUGAGCAGACUACAGUUUUUUUUAGUGAAAGAUCCCCUUUUAGAUUCUGAAGGACAGAUUUUAACAGCAGAGAAUAUUUUCAGAGAAUGCUUGACUUUCCAAAAUGGAAUGAAGAUGGAAGAGUGUCAAAAUGAAUUGCAGGGGAUUAAAGAAAAUUUCUGUACUAUAUCUGUAAAAGAUGAAGAGUAUUUCCUGUUGCCUACUGAGUUGGAAUUUGGCAAAUCCAACAAUGGCAGAUCUGAUUGUGUUAAGAUUCCAUCAUACUUACAACUAGAGGAGGUGUUAAAUUUAGCUCCAGUCACUAUAGAUGAUGAAGACCUUUGCAAACAAGUGAUCAGAGAAGAUCUCAAAGCAGAAAUUACAUGCAAAAUAGAAAUUUCCAAGUACUGUGCCAUUCCACAAGAGGUUUGCUCCAGUAUUAGCACAAGUAUGUUGGAAUUCUCUGAGUCAGCUGAAUAUAUCCCAUAUUUGAAAGAUGAAAUGGAAGUGCCUUUAACUCCUCCAUGCAGACAAGAAAUGUCAUGGGUUAAUUUUCUGUGCAGAGGACUUCAAGAAGAACCUAUUUCUCUCUCUGGUAACAGUAUUUUAAUUGCAGAGCCUGCUAGGGAAUUCUUAGAAUCUUUGGUAUGGCAAUCAGAGAAGUAUCGGGAUAAUAUGAGCUCUCUUUUGCUUGUCGAACAUCCAGUUGCUAACCUUGCACAUCAGCAUAUUUCACUGACAGAACUGCAGAAAGAGCUGCCAGUUGAGGUCGAAGCACCAAUGCUCGGCUCAGUAGAGGAGGUCUGGUGGCUUCAUAGCGGUUUAAACCCAGCAGAAAUUUUGGAACAAUUUAAUAUGGAUGGAAGUAAUCCAAACAGUCUGCUUCCUGCAGAAGUAGAAACAUUCACACAAUUUACAUCAUAUCAAUUAGAAAGAUGGCUUGAAGAGAAGAAUUCUGUGACAAACCAAGAGCUGCUUUCUGCUGAAAGACAUCAGUCAGAGAAAGUAGUUAAUCCUAACUUGUCACUGCAGAUUCAAAGGCAGUACUUUGACAUGAGUACUGCGCCAUCUGCCAAAAUUCACAGUACAAACACAUCUGUGGAAGAGCUUACUGGAGGAAGCUUAAGAAAGAUUAAGACAGAAGAGGCAAUUCAAUUCUUAAACCAAGAAAAGGAAACCCCCAAACCAUCUGAAUCAGACAGCUGUAAACGUGUGUCUUCUAAACUAGACAACUCAUCCUGUAGUGGAAAGCCUGCAUCACUUGCUUCUAAAUGUGCCAAUGAUGAUUCUGAUCUGAACAACUUUAUCAUGAUGAGAUCUAGACAUACAGUCAUCCAAAGAGAAGAAAAAUAUUGUAUAGAUAGACCUGAAAAAGUGGUACAGCCUGAAGAACAGCAUAUGCGUGUUCAGAAAGAGGAUGAUUCUUUUUGUGAGACUGUUAAAACGGAGGAAAAAGCUCAAGAAAAUGAAGGCAGUAUCACUGUCAAUAUUCAAUCAUCAGAAAGCCAGUGCCAGGCAUACUGCUUCUUGGAAGAAGCAGCUGUUCCUGUACUAAAAGAUUUGACACAUCUGGGUGUACUUGCUUCUGUUACUUGGAGCUUUGACAGUGUUAAAUUUGAUCACACAAGGUUUUUUUUAAAACAGCAAGAGAAAGUGAUAUGUGACAAUUUUAAACAAGGUAAAAUAGAUGAGAAGGAGAUCAUGUUGUUCAGACACGCUGCUCUGGUACACCUGCUGGUGACAGUUCGAGAUCUGCUACUAACAUGUGGCUUGGAUACAGCUCUAGGUUAUUUGUCCAAGGCAAAGGAUAUCUAUAAAAACAUUUUAGAAUCCUGUUUGAAUAAUAUCUGGAGGCAGUUGAAGAUUAUACAGUACAGCAGCCAGAAAAAGCAUGAAACACAUCCCAAAAUAACAGCGCUUCAGUGUGAAAUGUUAAAUUGGAUGAAAAGUUACGGAGAGAAACACAGUGUUAAGAUACUAAUCAUUACAAGGAUGGACUCUGAAAGAGAAAAAGCUGCCUUCAUUCACCCGUUAUCUAGGAUAGAAGGUUUGAAAGCUGUAGAUUUGAAUUCUGAGAAAAAAGGAAGCCCUUUAAGUUGUAAAGAGAUCAUAAGCAAUCUUAGUAGAUAUUCCUGCGUUAUUGUACAUAAUCAGCAAAUUGGAGCUGACUUCCCUUGGACACACUUCUCAUUAGUAAUGGAAUAUGAUUAUUCUGAAAAUUCUGCCUGGAAAAAUCUGUGCAAAAAUCUGAAUGUUACUUACAUGACUUUUAAAACCAACCUCCCCAAAACAACCCCAAAAAUGGGGAAUCAUGGUGGUUCCUUUCUUCUGGAAGUACAGAUUCCAUAUGUAUUUCUGACAACUGAAGGUCUUCUUAAUAUGCCAGAUAUUCUUCAGCUUUUUGAAUCCAAGUACAGCAUUACUUUUGUUGAAAGAAGUAGUAGUUACUCCUUAAGGCUCUUUGGAAGUACAGAUCGAUAUGUUGUGUUGACAAUAGAUGAAUGUACUGCUGUCUUUUUGCAGACUAUGGAAGAACUAAAUUGUGAGGACUCCUGUGACACUGUAAUAUCAAGACUGAUGGCAUUAUCACUCCAAUAUACGUGCUGUUGGAUUAUUUUCUAUUCCAGAGAAAGACUGAGUUUAGAGUACAGUCUCAAGGGAAAUACUCUGCUUAACCUUGUCUUAAUUUAUGCCACUCUAAUUGAACUUACACAGAAGUCAGAAGACUUUGAAGUGAAGGUAGUUCUUACACCAGGGAUUGAAGAGACAGCAUUGGUAAUUCGUCAGAUUGCUGACAACAUUUUGACAGCAUCUAGUAUCAGUCCUGAUGAGUGGCUGGAUAAAUCCUGGCUUUCUGUCCUGCCAUCUGAGACAGAGAAAAGUCUACUUACUUUUCCAUGUAUCAAUCCUUUGGUUGCUCAGUUUAUGUUAAAGAAGGGAUUUUCACUGAGCAGGUUGUUUCUUGCAAGCUUUGAUCAACUCCAAGAACUUCUGCCAGAGGUUCCAAAAAAAGUUUUAAAGCAUUUCAGUGACAUGAUAUCUUCAUACAGCCUAAAUACUGCUGCUCUAAAAAAACCAGUGAAAGGUGCAUCACACACAGAAAACCAGAAUAAUUUCAGCACAUUGCAUCUUGAUAAUAAACAAAAUUUUCAGAUUUUAGAGCUGCUUGAUAAGGCUCAAACCAGCACAGGAACAUCUCAUAUGAAUUCUGAAGCUUUAAUUCCUCCACUGAAUCGUCAUAAGGGUUUUUUUAAGUCUGAUCUUCCGAGUUGUAUGCAAAAGAAUGCAUGCUCAUCAGAUGUAAUUACAAGGAAGAAGCCGGAUUUCUUUGCUGUAUCAAAGGACUAUGAAGAUUUUUCUCAUCCAGAAGCUAAAAAUUCUCUCCCUGUUCAAAGACAGCCUUUCAGGAUGCAUGAUAGCUCUGAUCAUUCUACCAAAGACUCUGAGAAAGAGGAUUUCUUUGCAACUUUCAGUGACUGUGCACCUCAGGAAAGCUCUAAAAGUUUUCUAGAAGAAUUGAGAGACACAGCAUUUAAAAGCCCAGAAAUUCAGAUUGACCAACCCCUGUGGAAUGAUUCUUCAUCCCCAGGCCCACAUAAUUCAUUUGCUCAUGAUGGUUUUCUCUCUGAUUUCUUUGAUGAUGCAGAUGAGCUUCAAAAUCUAAAUUUUAACCAAAUAGGUAGAAUAUCUAAAGGAAAGAGAAAACAAAGGCCUCCAUUUUUAUGGACAAAAGAAAAAAUUAAAACAGAGUCAGGAUUUCCAGAAGUACGGAAGUUCAAAAAAAGGAGACUGACAUAUGAAAGAGUCCCUGGAAGAAGAGAUGGACAAACACGUCUCAAAUUCUUUUGAACAGAAUGGGGAUUUGCAUAUUACAUAC
Messenger RNA from Sturnus vulgaris (Common starling), 4209 nucleotides. The record is from RefSeq and is a predicted model, not a curated record. Lineage: Eukaryota; Metazoa; Chordata; Aves; Passeriformes; Sturnidae.